GCCCCGAGCGCUCGGAGGCGGUGCGGGCCCGCCCCUGUCGCUGUGGUUACGAGUAAAGAUGGCGGAAGAGGGCGCUCCGGGCCGGCGCGGGGAGCGGGAGCGGAGCGAGGAGGCGCCGGCGGAGCGCGGUCCCGGCGCGGCUUUUCACAUGUUCGUGCUCAUGGAGGACCUGCUGGACAAGCUGAAGCUGCUGAGCUACGAGGAGGAGGCGCUGCGGCGCCACAACAUGCGGCCUCUCUCCAGGCACUACUUUGCGCUGCCCACCAAUCCCGGUGAGCAGUUCUUCAUGUUCUGCACGCUCGCCGCUUGGCUGAUCAGCAAAGCGGGACAUCCCUUCGAGCAGCCGCAGGAGUGCGAUGACCCCAAUGCGGUGAUUUCAAAUGUGCUCUCAGAACUGCGUUCCUUUGGAAGGUCUGUGGAUUUUCCUCCCUCAAAAUUAAAGACUGGCUGCGGAGAGCAAGUGUGCUAUGUUCUUGAUUGUUUAGCUGAAGAAGCCUUGAAACACACUGGGUUUACCUGGAAAAGGCCAGUAUACCCAACAGAAGAGCCAGAAGAAGAAGAAAUAACAGAAGAUGAUGCAGAAUUAACACUUAAUAAAUUGGAAGAGGAUGUUGCAGAAGAAGAAUCAGACAAUGAAGAAGAUUAUAUUGACCUGAAUGUUUUAAAGGCACAAACAUACAGAUCAAACAUGAGUGAUACUACAAAGCAAGAAGAGAUUUUACAGUCCACAACAGAUGCAGCAGAGUGGAAUCUGGAAGUGGAGCGUGUGCUUCCACAGCUGAAAGUCAUAGUCAGGACUGACAAUAAGGAUUGGAGGAUUCACGUAGAUCAAAUGCAUCAGCAUAAGGAUGGAAUUGAUUCUUCUUUGAAAGAAACUAGGGGUUACCUUGACAAACUCCAUAAUGAAAUCAGCAGAACACUGGAAAAGAUCAAUAGCAGGGAAAAGUACAUCAACAAUCAGUUGGAGCACUUGGUUCAAGAAUACCGUUCAGCACAAGCCUUACUGAGUGAGGCUAAAGAGAAGUACCAGGAGGGAAGUGGAGGAGUAACUGAAAGGAUUAGAGUGCUUUCUGAGAUUACAGAAGCAUUAGAGAAAGUAAAGCAGGAAACAGAAGAGAAAGGAAGCAGUAUGACUGAUGGUGCUCCUCUAGUGAAGAUUAAACAGGCCUUAACAAAAUUGAGGCAAGAAACUAUUCAGAUGGACAUACAGAUUGGUGUGAUGGAACACACAUUGCUCCAGUCAAAGCUGAAAGAGAAAUCCAAUAUGGCUAGAGAUAUGCAUGCAACAGUGAUUCCAGAAGCUGCAGUAGGUGCCUAUUAAAAUUGGUUGGACCUGACUUGAUUUGCCCAAAAUGCAGUUUUCUACCAUUUGCCUUUUUGUGAGUUCAGAGAUUUUGUUUUUGUUGGGGUAAGAUGAUGUUCUUUUUUCCUGUUCCUUUUGAACUAGCUGCUUGUUAAAAGAUGCACUUUUAAAAGAAGUAAUGUGCACACUUUGGACUCAAGAGGGAGCCAUGUUUAGUUUUGUGCUGUAAAGAUUUACUGCAUAUCUCUUCCAAAUAUACUAAUAAAUUCUUUUUAGUGAA
Parus major (Great Tit) is the source of this 1583-nucleotide messenger RNA. It is a transcript of the gene IFT57, whose product is annotated as intraflagellar transport 57. Lineage: Eukaryota; Metazoa; Chordata; Aves; Passeriformes; Paridae. The record is from RefSeq and is a predicted model, not a curated record. Gene Ontology annotation, cellular component: intraciliary transport particle B; Golgi apparatus; cilium. Gene Ontology annotation, biological process: intraciliary transport; non-motile cilium assembly. The transcript has 11 exons. The coding region runs from base 59 to 1321 and encodes 420 amino acids.